AUGGCAUACAUAUACUCCAACUUGUCAGACUUCUGGACGAGCGAUGAAGAUGAGGAAGUAGAUGGGUCAGACGCAGAUAUGGGAGAGGUAGAUGCAGAAGAGGCACCCACUCCUAAUGCAGAAGCGGUUGGUGGAAGGUGGAAACAAGCAAACGAUGGAUCAAUGUACGAAAACAAUGAGUUAUAUAAUUACUCACAUGAAAAUUAUGACGAAGGUACGUUUGAAAAAAGAGAAGAUUUUGACCCAAACAUCACAUGCUACACAGGAAAUGGGCUUACAGAUAUAAUGGACAAUGGGAAUAGAUUCAAUAUAAAUGAAUUGAUGAAUGGAUUGACAAAUCAUUUUGUAGACAAUUUUUCAAUCAAAAAUAUAAUAGAAAAGUACGAUAUUAGUGAUUUUAUGUACAAUGAUAAUUUAUUGAAAUAUUGUGAAGCAGGAAUUUUAAUAAAUGAUGAAUCAGCAUCCACAGAAAAACCUUCCCUGAAUGAGAAUUUUCACUUCAGUUCUCAGACACCCGUUGAAUAUGUGCAUCCCCCAAAUUAUGAUGCAAAGGGUCCAAGUGCCGAUCAUAUUUUCCAGAGGAACAAUAUGGAUUCAUGUGAUGACUUCCAAUUGAAAGCAGAUAUAACAGAACAAAAAAAGUUAUGUAACAAGGAUGCUAUUCUAUCGGGAAAAUCCGAAGAGAAUCAAAGAAUAGAUGAACAUAUGGAUAAAACUAAUAAGGGGAUAUAUGAAUAUCCAGAAAAAUCUUCUGUAAUAGAGAGGAGUACCCCACCAAGUGGAAAUCAGGAGAAUCCAGAUGAAGCUGUAGAAAAAACGAACGUAAAGUAUAUAAGAAAAAAAUGGGUAAUAGAAGAUAACCAUUCAGAUGUUUCAGAAUUCAGCCAAAAGGACCUACUACUAAGUUAUAGCUUCGAAUUAGAUGAUUUUCAAAAAAGGUCUAUAAAGCACCUGAACAAUUUUAAGCAUGUAUUUGUGGCUGCGCACACAUCAGCAGGAAAAACGUUAAUAGCAGAGCAUGCAAUAGCUAUGUCUAUAAAAUUAAAUAAAAAAGCCAUUUAUACAAGUCCUAUAAAAGCAUUAAGCAAUCAGAAAUAUCAUGAAUUUAAAAAUAUCUUUAAAAGUGUGGGAAUAAUAACAGGAGAUAUAAAAAUGAAUGUACAUGCAAAUUGUUUAAUUAUGACAACAGAAAUUUUGAGAAAUUUACUAUAUAUAAAUGAUAACAUAAUUAAUAAUAUCCAUUGUGUAAUAUUUGAUGAGGUACAUUAUGUAAAUGAUAAUGAUAGAGGGUUUAUAUGGGAAGAAUCGAUUAUUAUGUUACCCUCCCAUGUUCAAAUUUUACUUCUAAGUGCUACUGUACCAAAUUAUCUCGAAUUCGCUGAUUGGGUAGGGUUUACAAAAAAAAAAGAAAUUAUAUCUAUCUCGACUAAGAAGAGACCUGUACCCUUGCUCCAUUAUAUUUAUGCGUACGAUACAAUAUUUCAAAUUAUGGAUGAAAAAAAUAAAAUAUACUCCUCAGCGUUUAAGGAGAUAUACAUAAAGGUUAGGGAGAAGGAGCAGUUAAAGGCUACUUCCAAUGCUAAAGGCCAUUUGAGCGGUCAUCCCACGAACAGUAGUAGGAACAGCAAGCAGGGAACAAAUGUGAAAAAAAAUUCUGAGGAUGUAAAGAACAAACAGAAUGGAGAUAGUGAACAAAAUAGAAACCAAUCCAUGGGAUACAACGAAUAUUGUAAACAAAAAAGGAAACAAAAACUUUUCAUUAAUGAAACAAAUAUGAAAACAGAAAUACAGAAAUUACAAGCACUUAUAAAAAAAUUAGAACAAGAUAAUAAACUUCCAGUUGUUCUUUUUUGCUUUUCAAGAAUUAAAUGUGAAACUUACGCUAAGAGUAUGCCUCAUUUAAACUUUCUUGACAACAAGCAAAAGUCAAAAGUACAUUUAUUCAUUAAAGAAUCUAUAGCAAAAUUGUGUACGCAAGAUAGAGAACUUAACCAAAUAAAAACUUUAACAAAAUUGUUAGAAAAAGGAAUAGGAAUACAUCACAGUGGGUUAUUACCAAUUCUGAAAGAAAUUGUAGAAAUUCUUUUUUCAAAAGGAUUAAUUAAAACACUUUUUGCAACUGAAACAUUUGCUAUGGGAAUCAACAUGCCAACAAAAUCAGUUGUUUUUACAUCUAUUUAUAAACAUGACCAAUCAAAAAAGAGAAUAUUAACAUCUUCAGAAUAUACACAAAUGUCAGGUAGAGCAGGAAGAAGAUCAUCUGAUAAGUAUGGUUAUGUAUACAUCUACUGUGCUGAUAAAAUCCCAGACCAAGUACAAUUAACUGAAAUGCUUAUGCAAAAAGCUGUUAGUUUGAAAAGUAAAUUUAAAGUAACAUAUAAUAUGAUUUUAAAGUUGUUUAUAAAUAAACAAAUUAAUAUAGAAAAAAUGUUAUUUAGCUCAUUUUUAGAAAGUUGUAGAGCAGUACAAAUUCCACUGUUUAAAAAAGAUUUGAAAAGAAAAAAAAAACUCUUACAAAAUAUAAAGCAAGUUCAAUGCAUUUACGAAAAUGAUGUAAAUUACGUCUCUCCGAUUGAAAAUUACGUACAUAUUGAUUACAAAUUGAAACACAUCGGUUUGAACUUACAUAAAAAACUGUUCAAUAUGAAAAGCAGUAACUCCUUUGUUAUCGGUAGAGUUAUGCUACUAAACAAUAUUAGUAUUUUCCACAGUUCUAUUUAUGCUAUAUACCUUGGGUGUGAUAAAAGUAGUAAUAAAAAAAACGAAAAGGUAGAUUUUGCUCAGAAUAGUAUAUUUUUUCAUCACACUAAUGAACCAAAUGAAGAAUCUAAUGAAAAAUUUUUUUUUUUGUUCAUCUUGCCUGAUUUCAUGACAUAUGAGGAAUUGUUGGAGCAGUUAGGUACUGAUGCCCAUUUAUUUGAUCAGAAGUUAGAAAACGGAAAGGGAAUUGCACAUAAGAAAAAAAACAACACUAUUGGAGCUAGUAUAAAUGCAGAAAAUACGUUAGAAAAAAUAGAGAUAUUCUCCCAAAAGUGUAGCUCAAAACAGAAAAACAGCUUAUCCCCAGAAAAUGUAAAUAUGCAUGAAUAUUAUAGAAACCCUUUUUUUUCCAAGAAAAGUUCUCAAAAUAUAAUACAAUUUAUCCACCAUGAUUCAUUUGAUACAGAUAUGAGAAAAAAACAUUUCAUCGUUUGUUCUAAUGUAUCCAUUGAACAUAUUUCCAUCAUAACAAAUACAGUUAUCGUUAUACCAAAUGUAAAAACAACAGCUAUUUUGAAUAACCCCAAAAAUAUGCUUUUGUAUACUCUUGAACUUGAUAGGUUAAUUGAAAAAGAAAAUUUUGAACCAUUUGUUUUGACCAAAAUGCUCAAAUCAUUAAAAUGUGAAUUUUAUUCUGUACUUAUUAAUCAGGCAGAUUAUUUAGAAACAUUAAAAAAAUCCAAAUGCUAUAAUUGUAAUUUAAAAGAAAAACAUUACGAACUUGUUUGUAAAAGAAAUAAUUGCAUAAACGAUAUUGAAAAUAUAGAAAGGAAUAUUAAUGCUAAAUCGUUAAAUUUGUAUGAAGAUUUGGAGGGAAGAUUGAAUGUUCUUAGACAUUUUUCCUUUAUUGAUGAUCAUAAUUUAACUGUAAAGGGAAAAAUAGCUAGCUACAUUACAUUAACAGAUGAAAUUACCCUAACACAAGUUAUUUUUGAAAAUGUUCUGAACAAUUUAAACCCUCCAGAAAUUGCAGCUGUUUUGUCCUGUUUUGUUGCACCAGAAAAAAAAAUAGAAGAUUCACCUGAUCUUACUCCAAAUCUGCAAGAUGUCAAAAUGUCCCUAACCAAUAUUCAUAGCCAAAUUGAAGAAUUCUACAAAGUUAUUCAUUUAAAAAUCAGUUCAGAAGAACACUGGAAAUUGUGCAGCUUUAAAAUCAUGUUUAUUGCUUAUAAGUGGGCCCUUGGUACCUCCUUUGCCGAAUUGCUUGAGCAGUCAGAAUUGGAAGAAGGACUAAUAGUCAGAUCAAUACUACGACUGGACGAUCUAUGCAGGAAAGUCAAAAUAGCUUUUCUCUAUCUUGGAAAUGCUGACCUGGCCGAAAGACUUGAAACCACCUCAAACCUCCUCAGGAGGGACAUUAUAUUUACUACAUCACUUUAUUUGCAGUAA
Molecule: messenger RNA, 4149 nt
Organism: Plasmodium gonderi
Lineage: Eukaryota; Apicomplexa; Aconoidasida; Haemosporida; Plasmodiidae
Product: DEAD/DEAH box helicase
Exons: 1
Coding region: 1-4149 (1382 amino acids)
Biological process (GO): nuclear-transcribed mRNA catabolic process, 3'-5' exonucleolytic nonsense-mediated decay
Cellular component (GO): Ski complex
Molecular function (GO): RNA helicase activity; RNA binding; ATP binding
Source: RefSeq, a predicted model, not a curated record